GUUGGGAUGGUUUGACCCAGAAGGAACUGCGGAAACCAGGGAGGGACAGAAGGCUGGCAAGAAGGUCCGGAUAACAGUAUGGCAGGCGAGGCCAGCAGCUCCAAGGGCGGCCUUAGGAAGAUAGUGUCGUCCCUCACGCGAGCACUGAACAAAAAUCAAGGCUACCUAGCGGAUGAUAAGAAAAAGUUGACGUUUGAUGGGGUAAACAUCACGAAAUUCCUGAUAGAUUACGAGAAUUUGGCUGCGCUGUUGAAAUGGACCGAAGAGGAAAAGAUGGAGCACCUAGGACAGCAUGUGUCGUUAAGCCUAGGACAGGACAUAAUGGCCAUUGUGGUCGCAAGCCGGUCUUGGAAGGAGACCCGGGAUGUGAUGAUGAGGAAGUACCUAGCGGCAGAGAAAAUGGCAACGGAGGCCGACCUAGCGGUAGUUCAGAGGAAAAACUUCGCAACAUACAAUGAUUUCCUACGAGAAUUUACUCUAGUAGCACUAAGGAUCCCCGGGGUCACGGACCGGAUAAUGAGCAAGUAUUUCCUCAGGCAGUUCUCCGAGUUCGACAAAGACAAGAUCCUGUCAGUUUGCCAACAGACGAGCAAGUUCGUAAACACGCGGGAUGUUGAUUUUAGCACGGUAACAGAUCUAGCUGAGAAAACGGUAGUGACAGACACGUUGGCCUUGCUCAAGGAAGGGGAGGUCAUAGACUUGACCAGUAGGACGGCCGACAAGGUGAAAAAGGGGAUUGAAAGCCUACACGAACGGGUGCACGGAGUCGACAACAAGAUUGAAAGGAUGGAGAUUGCGCUACUAGUUAUGCAGGCACAAGUAUUCAGGCCCCCCCUUCCGCCCCAGGAAGCUGUGGUUCCACCAGGUGUAGCAAACCGGGGAUUCGGACGGAGAGAUCCUGCUAACGAGCAAUGCAAGUAUUGUACCGCGAUAGGACAUUAUAUGCGCGCGUGUCCAAAGCUCAACCAUGAUAUUCUGAAAAGAAGGUGUACGAGGUCAUUAAAGAGGGAGAUAUUUGGAGCACAAGGGGAACGGGUGAACUGGAACUCACCAGGAGGGAUGCGGCGAGCAAUUAUCAUGCUCAACGGGCUAGAAAUAACAGUCGUAGAAGCCGAACCGGUGGGCGAGAUCAUCUGGGAUCAACCCCGGGGGCGCGGGCCGCAGGUCAACUUUAUUUUGGAAAACGACGGACGUGACAGGGUGAACGCAACCACUCCACUAGGAACGGCCGGGAGAAGGAUUAACCGUGACACCAUUAUGGAGAAGGUCGUCGGAAGCUCCGAACCCCAGGCAGAGCCUGAGGCUGAGGAACUAGAGAAAGUCUAUGGGGAGCCUAGGGAAGAGGAGCAUGCGGACAAGGUUACCGCCGCUAAGAAGAAGUUUCGGUAUCAAAUCCCGAUCUUAACCUUGUCUGAGCUCGACGACACAAUUAACAAGCUCCUAGGAACCAUGGUGUCGGUGUCUUUUCAGACCACGCUGCAGGCUAGGCCUAGGCUGCUCAAGGGGCUCAGACAACUGUUGACUCGAAGGCGAGAAGAAAUAGGUGACAACCUCGAAUUACCAGAAGGAGAGAGGGAGGAGGAAGCUCCGCAAGAAGAAGCGAGAUUCGGCAAAGACCGACAAGAUAUCACAGUAGGCGACACCACUGCGCACGACGACGGAGAACGGCGGUACUCGCAAUUCAAGAAGGAAGUCCUAGCCAUCCUGCAUUGCCUUAAGACCUUUCAGGCGUACCUAUUUGGGAGGCGGUUCAUCUUAAGGAUCGAUCCGACGAAUGUCGCAGGGGCUCUAAAGAAUUACAGGCCUAUAGAUCCGACGGUGGGAAGAUGGGUAGGAUUCAUCUGGCAGUUCGAUUACAAGAUCGAACGGAUUGCUGGUAUCCGCAACAAGGCAGAUGGGCUGAGUGGGGUUUGCAUUACUCCCGAAGGGAUGGAGGAUGCAGAGCCCAUAGACGCGUUCCUCGAAUACGAAGGAGGGACUCUCGCGGUGGAUAACGAAAUGAUGGGCGGAGGAUGCACAUCGGGAGAACUAUUGAUCCAGACUUUGGAGAAGGGGGCACCUGCCGUAGUAGCAGAACUUAGAGAAGGACCAGUUACCAUUCGAGGACGCAGAGAAGAAAAGGACUCAUGGGGAGCGAUAGUAGGACCGAAAGAGGAACGAAUAGCGAUGGCAGUCGAGGGAGGCCGGGAAACAGUGAUGAGUUUGGUGGAGUCUUGGGAAAGGAAAGAGUUGCAAUGGGUGGUAAAUCAGAUGCGGGAAGGAAAGGAUGGGGGUAAGGAAGGAGAGGAGUUUUUCUAUGUUCAAUCAUACGAAGGGCUCUUUCGGGAGAUCAGGCUGUUGCUGGUAGGAAACAAACAACCUACGGAAGUCAGUAUUAAAGCGAGAGAAGAAGCCGAAAGGUAUAUCCUGGAUGCGCGAGACAACUUGAGCGGGUUCGUGGAGGCGGUCGCCCUCAAGAAAAAGACAGGGAAGAAUGUGGCGGACUGGAUAGAAGACUUCUACUUAAGGCAUCCGUUCGUCAGGAGGUGUAUAGCAAACAAUGGGACGGAGUUUGUGAACCAAGAAGUAUUGGGGAUGCUUAAGAGACUCUGCGUACCGAUCAAACUCAUCAAGCCGUAUCACCCGGAGGCCAAUGCACCUAUGGAAAGGGGGCACCGAACCUUGAAGAACACGAUUGCAAAGCUCGCAGCAGACCAUUUGGGGAACUGACCUAGGUAUCUUAAGAAGGCUGUCUUUGCAGAGAAUAUGACUCCUAAAAGGACAACAGGAUGUAUCCCGGCAGAGCUUGGUACGGAAGAGAGAUCGACUUUCCUGUGGAAGCCUUGGUACCUACCUGGAACAGGUUAGAUGAUGAUCCGCAAAUGACCACUGAAGAAUUAAUUGAGGCAAGGUGUCAACAAAUCCUUAAGAAUGAG
Chara braunii is the source of this 2915-nucleotide messenger RNA. The record is from the annotation of a GenBank genome assembly. NCBI's taxonomy places the organism in Eukaryota, Viridiplantae, Streptophyta, Charophyceae, Charales, Characeae.